Molecule: messenger RNA, 516 nt
Organism: Gamsiella multidivaricata
Lineage: Eukaryota; Fungi; Mortierellomycota; Mortierellomycetes; Mortierellales; Mortierellaceae
Exons: 1
Coding region: 1-516 (171 amino acids)
Source: RefSeq, a predicted model, not a curated record
AUGUCUCAGCAAAGCACACCCGUCAUCGGCGACAGCACCAGCAACAGCACCAGCAACAGCACCAGCACCGCCACCAGCACCAUUGCGCGUGCCCUUCCAUGGGUACGAUUCAACCCUGAGAUCGACAUCAAGAUCUUUCAUCCGGUCGGUCCACUCCUCGACUUCCCUGAGUACGAGAGAUACAGUCAGGACGAAUACACCGGAUCGUCUAUAGCAUCGUCUUUCGACAACCUUCUGGCCGUUCCUGGGCCACCGCCUCGUCUUUCGUGGUCAGCAUUGACCACCAAAGUGCCGUGCCGGGCUUGGGCUCUUACUCCUAGGGAGUGGAAGAUGGUCGAUACCGCUCGGCAGAAUGCCUCCACAAGUUACCGAAAAGCGAUGUAUAACGCUGCUUAUUGGAGCAGUCAGGUCGUCGCGGCCGACAUAACACGUAUGCGUAGCGGUCGAACGCCUGAUGCCACUAUUCUACCCGCACUGGACGAGGAUCCAGCAUUGAAGAGUCUCAUUAAACAGUAG